Diversispora eburnea is the source of this 198-nucleotide messenger RNA. NCBI's taxonomy places the organism in Eukaryota, Fungi, Glomeromycota, Glomeromycetes, Diversisporales, Diversisporaceae. The record is from the annotation of a GenBank genome assembly.
AUGCUUUCUUUUUCAAUUCAAGUUAAAAGGUUUAAUGUGUUUAUUACUUUUGGAUUGAAAAUGAAUUCAGCCGCCAUUGAUGACAAAUCUGACAAAUCUGAUAAUGAUAGUACUAAAGUUAAUAAAGAUAAUAUAUCAAAAUAUCUUCACGUUUUGAUAUCGAAAUAUCGACUCCAAUGUUGGUGGUAUUUAAGGUAG